AUGUCGUGGGAAGCGAACUCAACCAACUUGCCCCAUCUGAACAUCAAACUCAGUGAAGAGAUCGCAUACAUGUUCCGUCUGACCGAAAAACCAUAUAUGUUUGGAUUCUGUGUUGUGUUGGAUUUAGUCACCAUACUCUUACAGGGCUUCACUUGUUACGUUUUCUGGUGCGGUGGGUCUAGACUAUCCUACCCGACCACUAGACUUUUGUUCAACCAGAGUUUUGCUGAGCUUUGCGUCGUUCUGGGACACGCUCUCAACAUCUUGGCCCCGAGCCCGGUUGAUCUUCUACCGCCUACCAUAGCCUCUGAGGCCCUCUGUCGUUUAUGGCUGUCCAGGUUCCUCCUCUGGGGUUUAUACAGCGUUGCUCUGCACAGUCUCCUACUCUCAAGUUUUGAACGUUACCUAGCAACCGUGCAUCCGAUCAAACACAGGACCAGUUUCGGGACCUCACAGGCGACAACUGGCAUUGCUAUCGUUUGGGUGUACGGGUUUGCCUGGUCAUCAGUUCUGAUCGCCUAUACGACCAUCAAUCCAGAAACGGGUUUGUGCCACACUUCGGAAGGUCCAGUUGCGAUCCCGUUUGGGAUCGUACUUAGUCUGUGCGGUGUUUCUCUACCCGCUAUGCUUCUCAUGUUUUUCUUCUUCAGCAUUUUCUGGAGGCUCCGCAAGACCAGCUUGAAGAAAGGAAAAAUCCACGGAGCCGUGUUCCGAAAAGCGAAAAUUAACACUCUAGUCUCAAUGGCCAUUGUCUGCACCAACUACCAUUUGAUGUUUAUCCCCACGUAUGUGAUCUGCUUCUUCAAAAUAUUCACCGUUCUUGAAGACCCUGGGCCCGUGAUUGACAUCUCACUAAGGAUGUGUGUUGUCAUGCCGAUUAUUUGCGUGUUUUGUAACCCGUGGAUUUUCUACUUUAAGAACCCGGGGUUCCGCUAUGCUUUUAAGAAGGCUUACCUCUCCGUUCGUAAAAAGUUUAAGAAUGAAGUUGACGUUGUUGCAUAA
Messenger RNA from Asterias rubens (European starfish), 1002 nucleotides. RefSeq names its product adenosine receptor A2b-like. Gene Ontology annotation, cellular component: membrane. Bases 1 to 1002 code for a protein of 333 amino acids. The transcript has a single exon. Gene Ontology annotation, molecular function: G protein-coupled receptor activity. Lineage: Eukaryota; Metazoa; Echinodermata; Asteroidea; Forcipulatida; Asteriidae. The record is from RefSeq and is a predicted model, not a curated record. Gene Ontology annotation, biological process: G protein-coupled receptor signaling pathway.